AUCUAAUAGCUAAACAGGGGUGAACGAAGAAGCGAAGAAGCUUGUAGAAGUUGCAGAUUAUUUACAAGUUUCUAGAGUUACUAGUGUACUUCAGGUCCCUGUUGCUGCUUCCAGCAGGGCUUCUGCAAAUGCCCCAUCCUUCAUCUUCAUGUCUAUUUUCGUAUGUAAACACUCGCCAGAAAAACACCCUCUGGGCAUGCUCAGUAGUGCUGUGUUCCGUUCACCUUGUUGUUGCAGCAGGCAACUGGAAAGUCACAUGUCACAACACAGUAAAAAAAGUACACGGGGGAACUAUUCUUAGUCGAGGAAUGUAUACAGCGCCUCAUUGCGGCACCUCAUGAGCCAACCUUCAGAGAGCCGUGACAGUGCCUUGAUACUAAACAAACCCAGAAAUCUCCCCCUAUGAAUCUUUCACCAGCGAAAGAACAAUCUCAAGACGUUAAAUAGCUCUUUAAAAACAACAACAAAUUUUAAAAAAACUCUUCAUAUUCAUGAGCUAGCCAUGGAAAGUUUCAGCAGAGAAUAAACAAGCAAAAGCAGGGAAGGAAAGAAGAUGGACAAUGUUUAAACAGACCAUUCGACUGUGAUCUAUCAAGUCAAGGAGGCUGAUGAACCACCAAUGAGAAUUCUUGUUUGGCCAGUGCUGAUAUCUCUCUGAUUCCACUAUGGAAGAGAAAUGCACACAAGACCGGCUCUUCAAAGAUCAGGAUUUCUCCUCUGAGCUGCUAAAGCAGCUCAAUGUUUUACGGAAGAAUAGAAUCCUAACUGAUGUUGUCCUGUGUACUGGUGACACAGAAAUCCCUUGUCAUAGGAAUGUACUUGCCUCAAGUAGCCCCUACUUCAAGGCAAUGUUCUGCAACAACUUUAAAGAGAGUGGCCAGGAAAAAGUCAGCCUCAGAGACAUCGACUCAAACAUUCUUCAUUGCAUCAUUGUCUAUGUUUACACAGGAGAGAUUCUAAUGACGGUGGAGAAUAUUUUGUAUCUAAUGGAAACUGCUUCCAUGCUCCAGUACAUGAAGCUAUUUGAGGCCUGUUCAGCCUACCUCCAGGACCAACUUGCUCCGGAUAACUGCCUCGGUCUGAUUCGGCUCUCGGAGAUCUUGCACUGCGAUAAACUCAAGAAGAAAGCCAAAGCAAUGGCUCUGAAGUGUUUUCCUGAAGUAGCCAUCUCCGAAGACCUGAAAGAACUCUGUGCUUUGGAGUUGAUAGACUAUCUUGGAGAUGAUGAGCUUUGUGGAGAGGAGGAACAAGUUUUUGAAGCUCUCAUGGUUUGGGUGAGGCAUGAUCCCCAGGCACGGCAAAGCUAUAUUCAAGACUUGUUCAAGAAAGUAAGGCUUCAGUACGUCCAUCCAACAUUUUUCUUCCACUUCAUUGCCAAUGAUUCUCUCAUUCAGUCAUCCCCAGCAUGUAGAAAUAUCCUGGAACUGGCCCAAAAGCAGAUGUUUUCUCUGUAUAGCACCAGUGCUCCAGAUAUCAAACCUAUGUGGCACGUUCCUCGGCGAUAUUCAUGUCGGGAAUUCCUCCUCCUGGUUGGUGGCCGGAAAGACAACCAACAGACAACGAGAGACGUCUUGCUGUAUGAUGAGAAGACAAACCAAUGGUUGAGCCUUGCCAAAUACCCAACACGGCUUUACAAGGCCUCUGUAGUGAGCGUCCACAGUAAUGUUUAUCUCCUUGGAGGUAUUCCCAUUGGCAAUGGGAAGAACCAAGUCAGCGACAAUGUUUAUAUCUUCUCACUCAAACUUAACCAGUGGAGGCUAGUUGAGCCCAUGUUAGUUCGGCGCUAUUCCCACAGGAGCAUUGCCUAUAAAAACUAUAUCUUUGCCAUUGGAGGCAUUGGAGAAAACCAGGAGAUCCUAAAUUCCAUGGAAAGAUAUGACAGUAUCUACAAUGUUUGGGAGCACAUGGCAAACAUGCCUGUUGCCGUUCUUCAUCCUGCUGUGUCUUCCAAAGACCAAAGAAUCUAUCUCUUUGGAGGGGAAGACACGAUGCAAAACCCUGUCCGGCUAAUACAGGUAUAUCAUGUGUCAAGGAACAUGUGGUUCCGGAUGGAGACCAGAAUGGUGAAGAACGUCUGCGCACCAGCAGUUGUGAUUGGAGACCGGAUUUUUAUUGUUGGAGGGUACACCAGACGAGUGAUUGCUUAUGAUACCAAGGCUAAUAAAUUUGUCAAAUGUGCAGACAUGAAGGACAGGCGGAUGCAUCACGGCGCUGCGGCGAUAAAUGAGAAGCUGUAUCUGACCGGAGGUCGCUGCCUUACCAUUGACAAUGAAAUCAAAGACUCCGAUUCACUCGAGUGCUACGACCCCAAGACAGACACCUGGGCUUCAAAGGGGCACUUGCCCCACAGACUCUUUGACCAUGGGUGUCUGGCCCUCCAAUGUGUGCCUUAUGCCAACCUCUUGUGAGAGGAGGGCUGAAGGAAACGGGCAUUGUCCUCUUCAACUUGGAAGGCCCAUGGUGCUCUCUGCGUGGAGAAGGGUGGUAAACUCUUGCCAGGAAAACCACCAAAACGGACAAACAAAUAAGGGGGAGACCUUAGGGUUUCAGUUCCUGGUUCGGACUCCCAUGCCCCACUAUAUCUUGUGGUAAAAGUGACAUAGUGCCAGCUUUUGAGUGUGAUGAAAGGUCUGUUGUGCAAUUUUAUAAUGUUCGGAGCUUCUUGUGGUUGGCUGGUUUACCAUGAGGGAUAUAAUUUGGAUUAUUUUUGGGGGGGGGCCUUAAACACCAAAAUGUCCCAUCUCCUCUUUCCUGCCCUCUGAGGGACUUUCCUCACAGCCUCAACAGACCCUUGAGGGAAGUUGUGACAGAUCAAGAUCAAGCAUUGGCUUCUAACAGGUCUUCCAAGCAACCCCAUCCAGGCAAUGGUGACUGUUGAUUCUUCUUUUACGGUUUUCAUGUGUAUAUCUAAAGUGUUCACUGCUCCUGCUUUCUUAGGAACUGUCUCCCUUGACAAUUAAAGAAUCUGUCCAAUUCUAUGGCGCCUCAUAAAAGUAGCAAUGGAUUGUGGGAAGGCUCCACACAAGGUGAGCCUGUUUGGCAGGGCUUAGUAGCACCCAGAAGUAAGGCAUUAUGGUUGGAUGACUGCGAACCAUGGAUGAACUCCAAAGCAGAAGAAGGUGCCAGUGAGCCAUGGCAUGAAACACAGAAAGAGGCUGCCUCAUGCUGAGUCAGACCGUUGGCCUAUAUAACUUAGCAUUUUCUACACUGACUGGCAGCAGUUCUCCAGUGUUUCAGGAAGUCUUACCAGAAGAUGCUGAGGAUUGAACCUCCUACUUUCUGCAUGCAAAGCAGAUGCUCUGCUACUGAGCUUCAGCCCUUCCCCAAAGUAGGAAGCAGGCCCCAGGUGGGAAUGGGAUGAUAGCUUGAGAUCAGCCUCAAAAAAAAUGGCAGAAGGUCACCUAAGCUUAGAGAAAUGAAGUCGGAGGGUGUCAGGAACAAGAUGAAGAAGAAGAAGAAGAAGAAGAAGAAGAAGAAGAAGAAGAAGAAGAAGAAGAAGAAGAAGAAGAAGAAGAAGAAGAAGAAGAAGAGUUUGGAUUUGAUAUCCCGCUUUAUCACUACCCGAAGGAGUCUCAAAGCGGCUAACAUUCUCCUUUCCCUUCCUCCCCCACAACAAACACUCUGUGAGGUGAGUGAGGCUGAGAGACUUCAGAGAAGUGUGACUAGCCCAAGGUCACCCAGCAGCAUGUGGAGGAGUGGAGACACAAACCCGGUUCACCAGAUUACGAGUCUGCCGCUCUUAACCACUACACCACACUGGCUCUCAAGUUGGGAUAUGCUGUCACAUCAGGGACUCAUUAACCCCACGGAAGGCAUUUCAGUCUCCUUCCCAUUCUAUUUCCUCACACUUCUCUCUCUAUCUGUCCUGUGAAACCUUUUGUGCAUUGUUCCAAGAUGUUCACUGUAAUCCUCGCCAGGAGCUUUUGGCAGCAGCGGGGGGUGGGGGUUUAUGCCUGCUUUCUUUUAACUUCAGGAGUGAGGAUGGUUCCAAGGGCAGCGUUUUGCUCUUUGUAUUAUUUUAAUGCAUUUCUCAUUCCCUUUUGAUUAAACAGACCUGACAAGACUAUCAAAGAAACCGGUGCAAAGAUAGAUAAAUAAGUGCCCCAGCUUUGCCUGUUCCCCUCUCUCCUCGUCUGGUUUCAAAAUCCACCCGGUUCAACAGAAAGGGAUUCGUGUGCCACACCACUUUUUUUUAUUUAUUUGGGGUUUUUUUUGAAGAAAAAUAAGUAUGAAUGGGGCAGUCAGCUGAUCUGUCACUAUUGCUUAGCAUUCAGUUCCUCGAGGACGAAGUUCUAGCCUGUCAAGAUGUUAUGGGUGGUUUUGCACUCAACCCCUUGAGGGCUUUGGAGGUGCAGAGGGCACAAUUGGCCCCUGCCCACAUGAAGCCUCUGGAUUGGCCAGACCUGGUAUAAAUAUACAGGGGUGCAGCAUGGCCGGGGGGGGGGCAUCCAGGGCAAUUGCCCUGGACCAAAAAAACUUAGGGACUCGACUCUUCAGCUCUGUCCUGCAGCAGCAGCACCACAUCAAGGUGCCAGUUAGGAGUGAAAUACUUUCCUUAAGGGGCACAAUACUUUCCUUGCCCUGGGCGAUGGCAACACAUGCUACACACACACACACACACACACACACACACACACACACACACACACCCUAUCUAUAGUAACGGUAUAGUACCUUUCUAUGCAUAAAGCUCAGUCUUUGCCAUGAAGAACAUGACCUCCAGGCCUGGAUCAGAGAGAGAGAGAGAGAGAGAGAGAGAGAGAGAGAGGUGGAUUGAAAUGAAAUGGUUACACUGAUACUUCCUAAUAGUUUAACUGUGAAUUUUGUUGUUUGUUUUAAAGCUCUUUUAUUGUACAUCACCUUGGGAAGGUAUUUUUAUUUCUACAGUAUUUUAAAAGGCAACCAAGAAGUUCCUUAAAAAUAGAAAAAAGAAAAGAUUCUGCAGAUGAAACCGGGGACCUACUUUGCAUUCUAGCAUGCCUGUUCCUAAACCAAAGACCACUGCUUGAGCUGCAUUUCUGAAAACUCCAAUUUGUCUGUCGUAUUAUUAUAUUAUAUUAUAUUAUAUUAUAUUAUAUUAUAUUAUAUUAUGCAAUCAUUUCUUCAUUUAUUGAAAAGCCAGAUAGGAGUGAGGGCAAGCAGGGAAAGAGAUCACUGACUGAGGCUGCAAUCCUGUUCCCAUUUAAUUUCUGGGAAUAAGUUCCACUGCCUCUCCUGUGGACUAACAUAGGCAGAAGAAACUGUGCAAACUUUAUUCUGUGGGAAGGCAGUGCUUGGGAAACUGGCCAGGCAAAUGACAGGCUAGGAAACCUUGCCAGCAGUUUGAGGCAAACCGCCUCUGUCCUUUGAUUCAUAUACAAGCCAGGGCCAGAACUUGUGGAAAGCCAUUAAAGGUAAAGCAAAAAGGGUUCUGGGAAAAGAUGCUCAAAAUAUGAGAAUAAGGCAGACUAGAAUCCUACACCAGAAUAGGCCACGGGCAUUACUGGCAAAUGGGCGCUGUGAGGGAUCAUGUCAAUAUCAAGCAACGCUAGGGGAGGGACAGAAAGGUAACUCUGUUCACAUUUAAAACCAAACCUCUGCACUUCCUGAAACUGUACGUGAACUGAAAAACAGCCAUCCUUUGAAAUUUGCACUUUGAAAUCUGAAAGUUUGGCAGUGCAGUUCUCCGGCCCCAGUAAUGUGUACCAAAAUACUAGGGUAAAAUGCGCACCAAAAUGCAUGUUUUGGUGAAUGUUACAUACAAAAAUGCAUUAUAUUAGCUGGAAAAAUGCUUUGCAAAAAUGUGCAUUUUAGGCAAGAAAUGCAUACAAAAAUGUACAUAUUGGGCACUAAAAUGCUGUUUGUUUUGUUUUGUUUUGUUUUGUUUUGAAUGCAAACUAAGAAUUGAACUUAAGGUUGGACAAAUGAGAAACUGAGAGAAACUAAAACUGGCAGAUUCACCCAUUACUAGUACCUACCUAGUGGGUGCUUAGAAGUGGGGGGCAGGGAAGCAGUGGACUUAAUCAGGCCAGCUUGGGUGCCAAAUUAGACCCAUUCUCCCUUAGCCACCUCCACUGAGUGGGAAGAAAUGGGUGGGGAGAAACACAGCUGCGUUGUGUUGUUAUGACACAUGUCUACAGGGCCCUGAAAACAUUUAAAAGCACAGCGAGUGUUAUGCUGUUGGGUAUGGGAAUAUUUACCAGCCGAGGCUCAAGUUCCAAGAGGCUAAGUAACAAACAUCAUGGGAUAUAGCUGCUGCAACCCGAAGGAGUGCAAGUGAAAUAAGAGCAUCUGUCUUAACCCCACAAGCCAGGAUGAGCCAAGUGUAGCCAAGAAAUCAAGGGUAACAUCCCCAGUGAAAUGUGCUUAGUUUAGACGGAUGGGGAAAAUAUGCCUGCUACUUGAAUUUGUCCCUUUGUCAAACCCUAGAACAGUGUUUCUCAAACUUGGGUCCCCAGCUGCCAUUGGUCAUCUGGUCCAACUCCCUGCAAUGCAGGAAUCUCAGCUAAAGCAUCCAUGACAGAUGGCCAUCCAACCUCUGUUUAAAAACCUCCAAGGAAGGAGAGUCCACCACCUCCUGAGGUUGAAGCCCUGACCAGGAGCCCUCAUGUUAGGAGUAUGCUGCAACAUUUUGUUGUUUGCAGUGGGACAGUAGAUAACAGCUGGUAUCAAAAAGUAUUGGUGCUUUGGCCAGGGAUCAGACAGUAAAGCCUGGGUGGGUGCAGGUAGGCAAGCAAAUGGGCAGUUAUUUGUUAGAACAUUGCUUUUCCUGAACUAAGCAUCAAUUUUAUAGAAUCACUAGCUGGCCCGGCCAUGCAUUGCUGUGGCUCAUCCGUGUGAUUUACCCCCACCCUGUCCCGACCCAUGACGUAUCAUGCCCCCUCUUCUCCCCACCCCCCAGCUCAUCCCUGUGACUGGUCCCACCAUGUCCUAACCUAUCCCGUCGCCUCCCCCCCCCAACCCCCACCCAGGCAACUCAGUACCUCCAUUCGGCCUAGUCUAUAAAGGCUUCGGCCUAGUAUGUAAACGGGAGCCGAGGUGCUGUUGAGAGGGAAGGUUUUAUAAGUGCAGUACCAGUGUAGCCACUGCUAGAGGGUGCUGGUUUGCAACCU
This is a messenger RNA of Zootoca vivipara (common lizard), 7091 nucleotides long. It is a transcript of the gene KLHL38, whose product is annotated as kelch like family member 38. Gene Ontology annotation, molecular function: protein binding. The record is from RefSeq and is a predicted model, not a curated record. Lineage: Eukaryota; Metazoa; Chordata; Lepidosauria; Squamata; Lacertidae.